AUGAAAGUUCUUGCCUUACUGUUGUUGAUCAGCCAAUACAUAGAUGGAAACGCUACUCACAGAAGUCUCGGGUCCGCUGGCGACUCCAAUGCCACAACGAGAACGGAAAGCAUAGCACCAAACCUAAGUCAAGCAGAGAUUUCUGGGAUAGAAAAGAAGAACGGCGGAGAGGCGGGCAUCAAAUUGAACGAUGAGGAAAGAGCGGAAAUCCGAAAACGUGGUGUCCAUACGUCUAACUUGGGAAAUGGAAGGAUUUCUAAACGAACGAGCAGCCGCGACAGAAAUCAGCGGCAUACACCUGAUCGAGAUGGUCGCGUACGCGCUAAAGCAGUAGAAAAAAUCGUAGAGCGAAGCGACGAUGAAGAUGAAACGAUGAAACAAGAUGACGGAGAUUUCUACGAGAGUUUAGCUAGGCAUCUAGAGCAAGCGCGAAAGUUGCUCAAAAAGAAGAAGAAAGUUAGUGACAAGGAGAAAGAUGACUAUGAUUUGGAAUUAAUUGAAGGCGAUAGCGGUGCAAUAACAGGAAGAGACGAUGUAGGAGAUGCAGGUUUUACUAGUAUCCUUCUCCAUACAAAACUGGCAGCUCUCUUUUUUCAGUUGCAUAUCGACCUCAGCAAUAUGGACGAAAAGACAAAAGCUCUUCUAAAGAGGAUGCUACAGGCAAUUCUCGAUAGUGAUAAGGGGAAGAAAGCAUCUGGAGUGAAUGUGAUAGAUGACGAUGUACUAAAGCGAACAAUCUGUUCUAGUUCUCACAAGCGCUUUGUUUUGAAACAGGAGAGUAUUGGUUGUACCGGAGCAUUAGGUUGGUCUGGUAACAUUUAA
Molecule: messenger RNA, 822 nt
Organism: Strongylus vulgaris
Lineage: Eukaryota; Metazoa; Nematoda; Chromadorea; Rhabditida; Strongylidae
Source: the annotation of a GenBank genome assembly